This is a messenger RNA of Triticum dicoccoides, 1196 nucleotides long. RefSeq lists its product as uncharacterized. The record is from RefSeq and is a predicted model, not a curated record. Bases 361 to 960 code for a protein of 199 amino acids. Gene Ontology annotation, biological process: shoot system development; root development. Lineage: Eukaryota; Viridiplantae; Streptophyta; Magnoliopsida; Poales; Poaceae. The transcript has a single exon.
AGAAAUUUCCACGCGCCUGUGCUGUUUUGUUUCUUCUCUUCACAUUCAUCUGAACCCAACAGACCCUUGAGCGUGCAUCUUACUCUGCUGGCUGGCCAUCUAAUUUCAGUUAGGAACAAACAGGAUGCGCUCUCGUGCAGCCUGCCUUGUCGCCAACGACUGAAACAUGCCAGCCACAACAAAACAGAUAAGCAACAGCUUGUCUAGAUGAGAUUCUUGGUCUCCCCUGCUCUCUUCAUCCCAUAUAAAUACAGGCACAGCCCCAAGCCUUCAGCACCAACACAUUGCAGCUAGCCUUCCCUACCAUUCUCUUACAUUAGCAUACACAAGGAAACAUCGCCAAACCUUCAGUCCCCAACAAUGGCUUGCCAUCUACGGUCGGCGAGCACGCCCUCCAGCCCUCGCUCCAGCAACACACAAGUCGAGCAGCAGCUCCAGAGCCUCAGCGCAACCGUCUCUUCGCCCUCGGCUACCAUCAAUACCAUGUGCCAUGGUUUGAAAAGGCUGGCAGACAUCUACAGCUGCAUCCAGAACAUGAUGUGCACACCAAGCAGCCAAGCCAGCCUUUGCCACACCCUGCAAAGGGCGGCAGUGGAGGCAGAGCUCGGACGGUCCCUCGUCGUGCUCGACCUCUGCAACGCCAUGCAGGACAGCUUCAUGGAGCUGAAGAUGACUGUCCAAGAGCUAUUGUUGGCUCUCAAGAGAGGAGGCGACGCGUCUGCUCAAGUCAAGGCAUACGCCGGGCUAGCCAAGAAAGCACAAAAGCAGUUCAAGAAAAUCAGCAAGAAGACUGCUUCCGACAAGAACGAUUCCAGGGUGGUGAUGCUACUUGCAGAAGCGAGGGAGAUCACCAUUUCGCUGCUCGAGUCCACAUCCUCGGUCUUGUCGAAGCAAAUUGAGAUACCUAAGUGGUCUCUUGUCUCCAAAACAUCACAGAAGAGCAAAGCCCCUUGCUAUUAGGAGCAACUGCAGGCACUGGAGCACAGUAUUGGAGAUCUCGAGAGCAGAGUGGGGCUUCUGUACAGGAGAUUAAUCCAGAACAGAGUUUCUCUUCUCAACGCUCUUAGUUCGUAGAUACCCUGAGCUCUGGCUCCCUGCGGUUGGCAUCCACCUUUUAAAGGAUUAGUCAAUCAUCAUGAUUGCAAUUUUGGUAGUAUGUACACUUGUGGAAAUGUGCAGAAAGUUCAGUUAACCGA